Molecule: messenger RNA, 7708 nt
Organism: Astyanax mexicanus (Mexican tetra)
Lineage: Eukaryota; Metazoa; Chordata; Actinopteri; Characiformes; Acestrorhamphidae
Gene: ccny
Product: cyclin Y
Exons: 11
Coding region: 561-1610 (349 amino acids)
Biological process (GO): regulation of canonical Wnt signaling pathway; regulation of cyclin-dependent protein serine/threonine kinase activity
Cellular component (GO): plasma membrane; cytoplasmic cyclin-dependent protein kinase holoenzyme complex
Molecular function (GO): cyclin-dependent protein serine/threonine kinase activator activity; protein kinase binding
Source: RefSeq, a predicted model, not a curated record
UGUUGCAGGGAUUGAGGCUCGGCUAUGUAGUUGACAGCAGCUGCAGCGGUAGCGGCGGUAGCGACAGUAGCGCUGGGUUAGGUUUAGGUUUGGUUAGCUAGGCUGCCAUGUCGCUGUGAGGUUCGUAAAUGUGGUCAUAUAGUGAUUAACGCGGUGUAUAGUGCGUGUGUAGCGCUGUGUUGGCGGAGGCCGGCUGUGGGAGGGUUGAGGCGGGCGAGGCUGGCUGUGUUUGCGGGCUGUGCGGCUCCGGACGGCGGGCGGGUGGAGGCUGUUUUAGCCUGUAUUUAUUUAUCUGUUUUGUUUAGCUGGUUUAGCGCUAAUAUGGUUAUAAACACUGCGCUCCGCGGAACUGAGCCUUGGGAAAGUAGCUGCUGAGGGUGUGGAGGAAGGGGGUCCGGGGUGGGUAACGUUAGGUAGGUAGCCUAGCUGGUAAUAGUGUUUCUCCGCCUGUUCCUCCCUCUGUAUCUCCGUUCAUCCGUUCCUCGCUCGGGUGGGUGGCUACAGCUACAGCCACACCAGAGAUACAGUUAGCAAGGUGGUGAGGUGCCCACAAAUACACCAUGGGCAACACGACCUCCUGCUGCGUGUCCUCCAGCCCGAAGCUCCGGAGAAAUGCCCACUCCAGGCUGGAGCCCUACCGCCCGGAGCCCGAGCUCAGCCGCGAGGACACGGGCUGCAACCUCCAGCACAUCAGCGACCGGGAGAACAUCGACGAGCUGAACAUGGAGUACAACCCGUCUGACCACCCGCGGGCCAGCACCAUCUUCCUCAGCAAGUCCCAGACAGACGUUGCUCCUCCCAACAAGAAAGUUCGGGAAAAGCGGAAAAGUCUGUACGUCAACCACCAACACCCGUCUGGUCCUAUGAGACGCAAGUACAGCUCCUGCUCGACCAUCUUCCUGGAUGACAGCACAGUUAGCCAGCCCAACCUCAAAUACACCAUUAAAUGUGUUGCUCUUGCAAUCUACUACCACAUAAAGAACAGAGACGUAGAUGGGCGAACGCUGUUAGACAUUUUUGAUGAAAAACUUCAUCCUCUGUCGAAAUCUGAAUUGCCGUCAGAUUAUGAUAAACACGAUCCGGAGCAGAAGCAGAUCUACCGGUUCGUCCGUACCCUCUUCAGUGCAGCUCAGCUAACAGCCGAGUGUGCUAUCGUGACACUGGUGUAUUUAGAGAGGCUGUUAACGUAUGCUGAGAUUGAUAUCUGUCCUGCUAACUGGAAGAGAAUCGUACUGGGAGCGAUCUUACUGGCGUCUAAAGUGUGGGAUGACCAGGCUGUGUGGAAUGUGGACUACUGUCAGAUCCUAAAAGACAUCACCGUGGAGGACAUGAACGAAUUAGAAAGGCAGUUUCUGGAGCUGCUGCAGUUUAACAUCAAUGUGCCGUCGAGUGUGUACGCCAAGUACUACUUUGACCUGCGCUCGCUGUCCGAGGCCAACAACCUCAGCUUCCCUCUGGAGCCUCUGAGCAGGGAUAAGGCCCAGAAACUAGAGGCUAUUUCCAGGCUCUGUGACGACAAGUAUAAAGACUUGAAAAAAGCAACAAAGAAGCGUUCGGUGAGUGCGGACAAUCUGACAGUGGUGCGGUGGUCUCCCGCCAUCAUUUCCUAACAGCAGAGGCAACUGAUGAACUGCACAGCAACAGACAGAGACUGUCCACGAAAGCCUCUUCUUCCUGGGAGGACAAACGUCUGCUUAGAGCUCCACCCCAACCAUGGGGAGGGGGGGAGCUUUUCACUUUCCACAUGUGUCUUUGUUGUUCUGACGGCUACUGUAAAUACAAGACACCAGGACAGGAGAUCUGUUGGACCUGCGGCUGAGAGAGAGAGAGAGAGAGAAAGGGGGGCGGAGAGAACACUGCUGUUUCAUUUCAGCAUCAGAUGGACUCCUAAUGCAUCGUCUCACGUGAGGAAAAGCAUUCCAGCACCUCUCAGCGUGUCUUACGUGAUUGGCAUUCUGGAUUAGAACGCAUUCGGAAACGCAUCGUUUUGUAUGAUUUACACAUUCCUUCCUUUUGUUUAAGAGUCUGCUCAUUUCCUUACAGUCCUCUCUGAAGCACAAUAACAUCUGACCUGACAGCAGCUGGAACGACCCAAAACCAUUGCUCUCCAGCUGUUCACCUGUACAGUCUCUCCAAAGGCAGUUAUUUUGUUUUUAAGCCAAAUGGCUGAGAUGUGAUCAAAGUGUAAACUUACCACUAUAGCUACCUGUAAGCUCAUGUUUCCGUUUCUAAUCUUGGUUUAUUUCAUGCUACACUCUUAAAAAUUCAGGUGCUACAAAGGGUUACUUACGAAAAAAUGUCAACUAAUUAAUAAUUGACACUAAUUAAGACAAUAGUCAUUUCAUUAUUAUUUACAACAUUCUUAAGCAUUACAAAUUAGGAACAUUUAGUGUUAAUUGAUAAUUAGCUGAGGCAUUACUUUGCUGAAACAUUUUACAAUGUUUAUUACGGUUAUAAGUACGGUUAACGUGACCCUUACUAUAAAAUGUUCAUAAGGUUUUAACAUUGAAUUUCAUAUAAGAACUGUCUUUUUGUGGCUUCAUUAAUACAGUUUUUGUAAAUUAGAUGUGACUGCAUAUUCACACCGGAAAGUACAAAACAAAGUCUAAACUAGAUUCAUGUUUUUUUUUUUUUAACACUGUAUACAGUAAAUUUGGUCUACUUAGUUUUGAUCCCGCUGUUUCAACUUUUUUGAUCCAAUCAGAUUUUAUUUUCUUUAGGUCUACAGAGGGCUAAAGGAAAAUCUAGUAAAUAAAUUAAUGACUCUUUAUGGAAUAUAGUAUAGCUUUGCCCCAAAGUCCCUUUAAAGCACCUUUAUUUUGAAGAGUGCGUUUGUCCGUUCUAAGCCAACAGGCAUCCGUUAAAUAGAUGGUUUAUUGUAGACUAUACAUUUAAAACUAUAAAAGGUUCUUUGAGUGAUACUAUAGUGGAUUCCAUAAAGAAUGCUUCCUAUACCCUUAUACAUUAGUGAAAAUAACUUUUACAUCCAUUUUUUAAAACCUAUAAAUUGUUCACAAAGACACUAUCUGGACAAAAAAAAGGGACAUCUGCUAAUUCUGUUUCUUUUAAAAACAAGAGGAUUAAAAAGGCUAGUGGCAUCUCGCAAAUAACCCUUUGUAGUACCUUUAUUUUUAAGGGUGCAGUUGCUCUUUUAAUUAUCCUAGUAGCAUCCAUUUAAUACACUUUAUGAUUAGGUUAUGAUGUUGGUCAUAGAGAGGAAAUUUUGACAGUGUAAACAUGAUAUUUAUGCUCUGUUUCCUGGUAAUGUAAUGCGCUAUGAGAGAAAAUGAAGAAUAUGAAAUUUUAUAAAACAUAUAUUAUUAAAAUUACCCACAGAGGCAUUUAAAUGCCCCACACUUGUGAUGAAGCUUCCUGUCCUGUUUGAAACCUUGUAAAGCCACAGACCCCAACACAAUAGAGCAAGUGCAUUCUACAGCCAGCCAUUCUCAAGUCAGGAGUUGCAGAUAGAUUAAUAAAUAAAUAGUGGGUUACUUACUUUGAAGCCGAAACAGACAGUCCAUCCUGGAUGGUCAUUAUGUAGUAAAGCCUUUAAAAUAAAGAAAGAAAGAAAGAUGGGGAGGAGACACUGAUAUGAGACUCUCUUUUAAAAAAUAUUUUAUGUAGGUUUUUCUCCUAUUUAAAAAUUGGGGCAGAGAAAUAUUCCUUUGCCCUCGUUCCAAAUUUGGCCUCUCCUACUGAGCAAUACACGGACAGCUGUGUGUCCACUGCAUUACAGCAGUCUUACUUACACUACCAUUGAAAUGUUUGGAACAAUUACUCAAAAGGCAUUAAGCAACCUUAAGAAUAAUCCUGACAAGAUUAUAUACAUUUUUUUUCCUUUUUUGUUUCCAAAGUUUGUGAUUAAUGAAGCAAUAGAAAUGCUCCAAAAUGACAAAUUAUACAUCAUGUAUCUUUGCUGUCAACAAAAAUAUCCACAUCUCAGCUUUACAGGAACAAGAAAACACCUUCUAAUUAUACUUCUGUGUCGAGUUAACACACAGUCUACAGUCUAUACUAUUACAUUUUGAAGCAUUUCUAUUGUUCCAUUUUGACACAAUAAAAAGAACUCAGAUUCAACUUUUGCAAAAAAUAAAAUAUUUUUAUGCAACAGUAUAUAUAAAAAACAAUUUAUGUAAAAUGCAUUUGUUUAUUUUAAUCUUUAGAAUUUGUUUACUUACUUUAACUUGGAAAUAUAACAGCUGGGGGUUACUUGGCAAACAGUUUGAUGGUAGUGUAAAAUGCACUUGUGAGUAGCUGCUGGCAAAAUAUUUAAAGUUAACUCAAUUUUAAAAUGAUAAAUGUAGAUCUAUUUUUCUAUUAAUACCAAAAUAUGUGUAACAUUAGCCUGCUCAUGCUCCACCCACAAGUGCUGGAAUAAACUGUAGUGUGGAUCUUUGAGAACAGCAGCAACUAAACAAUUUAGAUAGCAUAAUUUUAAAUACAGGCUGGUUGUUAAUCAGAAGUUAUAUCUGUAUUAGGAUCUUACCUCUUACACACACAUAAAAUAAUAAAAUAAAUAUGCACUGGCAUGCCACGUCAGUGGAACCUCUUGCAUUAAAUGUUUAUAUGAUUACUUGUCAAUUGGACAAUUCUAUCCAGACACCGCUAGUCACAAUCAUUACCACCCACUGUACUGUCUACUGUGGGUGGUAAUGUUUUCUAUGGUGUAUUCCCAGUACAGAUGUGACACUGGAUUUAGAAAUGAUAAAUACCUUCAAAAAUGGAAUGUCCCAUCAAUCAUGCACUCACUAUCAGGCCAUAAUUUGUGUGUUCAGUGUUCAAAAUUACUCAAAGGAUAACAUCUUUCCAAACUCUCCCCUGAGGUAACAUCUGGCUUGUUUAGCUUUAAUAACAUUGUACAUUGGCGUUGUUGGACUAAAAACCCUCUCUAUCUCCAUUUUUGCCAUCAUGUACAAAAUAAAUAGCAACUGGCAGUUAUUUAUUUUGUAUGAGAAUUCCAUGAUAAAUAGAACAAUAGAAGCAAUUAUUUUUAAACUGGGUUUCUUUUUAAGAAAGUUUCUUUCAAAAGUUGCCAUUUUGGAGUAACAAUAGUAAUAUUAAAAUAUUCCUUAAAUAUUUUUCUUGCCCAAUCUAGGAUCACUUAAAAAUGUUUAUUUGACAUGUUACUGAUACUAAUGUCAGUACAGUUUGGUGUUGGGGCUUAAACUGACCUGUUAAUCUUCUGUAGAAGCGCAGCAUUGGAAACUGGACCUGUAAAGAGGAAUUAAGAGGUUACUGCAAUGUUCACUGCCAUUUAUUCCACCUGGUGCCUGGUUAAUGCUCAUUUAAGUUGCUAGAACAAGGCCUUAGAUUACAGUUUUACCCAUCACACUCUAAACAAAUCUAACAAAAAAAACUCAACUUAAUUAACAGCUUAAGCAGCAUAGUGCUGUAUGUUUAAGCUCUAAAUACAUCCAUUAUUGUAACAUUCGUCCAAAUAGCUGAUCUUCCAUUUGGAUAGUGUAAAAGUGUCAUUUUGAAAGUAUUUAUUUAAUAAUGCUCUUUAUCUGCAAAUGAGAGACUGGUCAUUUUUAUUCUCCUUCUUUUUCAUCAGUGGGAAGCUAAAACUUCAAGCUCAGAAAGCAUUAAAAAUAAAGACUUAACUUUUUGAAAGUGAAUUUUGUACAGUGUAUAUACUGUGUUCAGAAUGAUCAUAGUUUAAAUAUGUUGAAAUAUUUAUGAGUGAUCAGUAUUCACGUUCAAUCAUCUCUGAAUCUCUUAAUUGGGGCUAAGGGGGUAGGUGGUAGAAGAAUCUGGAGGUGAAGAUAAAAGAUGGAGUUAGAAUAUCAGAUACAGUUGCGAUAAUUAGAGAUACUGAGGAAGAGAGAUAAGGUUUUAAUAAGACGAGUUUUGCAGUGUCUAAAAAGUGUUAUUUUUUUUUAAGAGCUGUCAUUCAUUCAGGAAGUGUCUGCCAUUGCUUUUGGCCAAUUACUACUGUCAUUAUUUUUAUUUUUCCACUGUGUUUAACUCCCGAAGUCAGGCCAAUCUAUGCUUUCAGCAUGCUCGCCAUGAGCCAUGUUGCUGAAAGCAAACCCUCACAGCAGUGGGUUCACAUUAAUGGAGCCUGUUCUUUCAAUUUAGGGACAGAAGCACUGCUUUGUCUUUUUUUUUUUUUAAGUUACAUCAUCGAUAACUAAACAAACAAAAAGAAAAAAGCAAUUCUAGAUACUUUUCUUUGUCAAUGAGGACAAAAUUGUUUGGUAUUAUGUUUCUCUUAUUGUAAUUAUUGAUUCAAAAUUGUACUUUUUCUUCUGUGUAAUUCACUUCCACCAUAAAUACCACCCUCAAAGUCAUGUAUUUUUUUACAUGUAUUUGUAUGUACUGGACUGUAGUUUGGCCUUUUGUGUGGUGCAUGCCGUCUGGAGCCUGCACUAGCAAUCAGUAAAUAUAAAUACAUUGAAUACACUGAUUGAUUUGAACCUUGUUGAAAAUGCUGCAUAGUGAAAUGCCAUAUAGACUUGAUUAUGGACGAAGUCUAGUCUGCUAACUCAGUUUCGACAAAAGCAGAGGUUUGUGUGAAAAAAGAGACUGGGUUUUAGUGGAAUCUUAGGCUGUGUUCAGACUGCCAGACAAAACCCAAUCUAGUUAUGUUGUAUCCAGAUUAAUUUUUUAUAGUCUGGACAGCCAGAAACAACAUGACUUUUUUUGUAAAUGUGAUCCAAGCCUCAUUUGAAAAGUAAGUACAACUAGAAUUUCAACAUGGCUUUCUGUUGUGUUACAAUUCAACAAACAAUCUGACAAAAUUACCUCCUUAAAUCCAGAGUGACGGAAGUGUGGUGGUGCAAGAAGAGCAGCAAAAGUUCAAUUAGAUACAUUUGUGAUUUCUGGACACCUAAAUCCGAUUUCCAUACAGUCUGAACAUAGCCUUAGUGGAUUUUUUUUUGGAUGGUGGCGCUGUGCUUUUAAGGCUCUUUGCACUUUGUUUUGGAUUGGCUGAGAACAGAUAGGUGGAGAAAGUCGAGUGGAGAAGUAUUCAAAGAUUGUAUUAUUCUAUUUAUUGUACGCAAGCGCGCAAGUGUGUAAGGUGUUUGGAGGCUGGAGUGACUUCAGGAGGCAGUGAGCUGGUGAGGGUUGUGUUAGCCUUGCACUGAACUCUACCUCUGCAUAGAGUUUUCUUUUAUUUUCUUAAAUGUAACCCCUCUAUCUCUUACUCUUCCUGUCGUUUUCUUCUCUUUCCGUCUCUAUCAACCCUCUCUACUGGCGAUUUAUUUAUCUAAGAUUUUCUGUUUCAACUUCUGAAUUUCUAGAUUUGAAUCUGUGUCUUUCUACUCUUGGUGGUUUCCUGUGCUAACUAAAGACAAUUGGAUAAACUGCUGUAGUUGUGAUACAUUAUUAUUAUUUUUUUUAUUUCUCUGUUUAAUGUUUAGUCUUGCAUCUUAAAACAACUCUGUUACUGUUGUCAAUCUUGUUUUUAUUUUAUUUCUUUUUCUAAACUUUUACUGUUCUGAAGGUUAGCCCUCAGUAUGUGCCCGCUGUGUGCCAAGCGUUGAGCCUUGUGUUUCCGCUCGGAUCUCUUAGUUCACUGUAUUUUCUGUCUGUUUAGCAAAGUGAACCCAGCUCCUGCGGCGGACUCGCCGUGCCUGGAGGCUCGAAAGGCCGCAUGCAGUUUCUUACUCUCUGAACCUAUGAUUUUAACCAGUGCUCCCAGUUCAAAAAGCAAUGUUUAGAAACUGGCACAAGAAAUAAACUUUGAAAAGUUGCAAUAAAA